UUUAAAAGAAAUUUAAUAUUACAUACAGUGCAGAAGCUGAAGUUGGAAUCUGUUCUCUGUAGUUGGAAGAUUUGUUUUUUCUGUCAUUAAUUGGAAGAAAUUUUUUUUUCUUUGACGUGGAUUGGAUUUUCUGCAAGUUUAUGAGAAAGCCAUCCCAUUCUUUUGUCUUCAUGUGUGCCUCAUUGUUCUAUAAAUGAGUCGCGAGUCACUUUUGUUGAACCCCCCCCUACCUUGAGUUUCCUUUUCUCUUUUUGGUUUCUUCCUCUCUCAGGACUUGAGAAAGAAAAAAAAAAUGGAGGAAUUGGGUUCUGUUUGGGAUUAUCAAGAGAGCUUUGAUGAAUUGAAGCAGAAGCUUGUGUACACCACCAUUGAAUUGGGGUCACUGAAAGUUGAAGCAAAUGAAGAAAUGAGAAAGCACAAGGAGGAUGUCAAUCAUUUAAUCAAUCUCCUAGAGAUAGCUUACCGAGAAAGAGAUGAGGCUAAAGGUCAACUGCAAAAACUAGUUAACAAACUUAUGCUCUCCAGUACUCCUGAAUUACCGCCCAUUCUUCGUCAAGCACAGCCUGAAAGCCCCCUUCUGAUGCCUGCUAAAGCGAACUCCAGUAUAACUGAAUCUAACAGUCUAUCUGAUACAUAUAAUCACCAAUCACAUGGCUCCUCCCCUGUGGAUUCCUUACUCGAUGCAGUUACUUCACCAGAUUUCUCAAGCAUUAACAUGGCAGACUCAUGUCACAUGGGGUUUGUGGACAAGACCUUGGUUCAGGAUUAUAAUGGCUCUAUGCCAACAGGUUUAGUGGCUCCAGCAAUGGCCAAGAUUGAUCCGGCCGAUGAUGUAAUUGAUAAAUUUGUCAAAGGAAGAGUCCUACCUCAAAAGGGAAAACUGUUGCAGGCUGUGAUGGAUACAGGUCCUCUUCUUCAAACACUUCUUCUUGCAGGUCCGCUUCCGCGGUGGAGAAAUCCACCUCCACUGCAGACGUUCAAUAUUCCACCUGUUUCUAUUAGUUGCGAAACUCCAAACCUCACUGCCAAUCCAAGCUGUCUAGCUCAACAACCAUUGGCUUCACCAUCAUACAUUGAAAUGUCUCGAGGAUUUUCUCAGAUGUGUUCAGCUUCCAUGUUAGAUUUUGCUCCUGGUUCUGGUUCGGGUAUAGGCAAUGGACGUUUGCUAAAUUCCGGUGCUAUCCAUCAAAUCCCAGCUGGAAAGCGGCAAAGAUCUCAAUGA
Messenger RNA from Populus euphratica (Euphrates poplar), 1222 nucleotides. RefSeq lists its product as uncharacterized. Lineage: Eukaryota; Viridiplantae; Streptophyta; Magnoliopsida; Malpighiales; Salicaceae. The transcript has 2 exons. The record is from RefSeq and is a predicted model, not a curated record. Bases 293 to 1222 code for a protein of 309 amino acids.